Calliphora vicina (urban bluebottle blowfly) is the source of this 15922-nucleotide messenger RNA. RefSeq names its product Dynein heavy chain at 89D (gene Dhc98D). NCBI's taxonomy places the organism in Eukaryota, Metazoa, Arthropoda, Insecta, Diptera, Calliphoridae. Bases 442 to 15537 code for a protein of 5031 amino acids. The record is from RefSeq and is a predicted model, not a curated record. Gene Ontology annotation, molecular function: dynein light intermediate chain binding; ATP hydrolysis activity; minus-end-directed microtubule motor activity. Gene Ontology annotation, biological process: cilium movement involved in cell motility. The transcript has 68 exons. Gene Ontology annotation, cellular component: dynein complex; 9+2 motile cilium.
GAAUUUCAGUUGCAUUGAACACAAUACCAUAAAAAAAGGAAAACUUUAAAGUUUGACGGUAUAACUUGAAUGGGAACGGGAACAACAAAAGCAAACAGAUUGAAGUAAGCAAAAUACACGUUACUAGUUUUUAUUUUGUCAAGUGGCAUAGAGAGGUAUUGGUGGAUGUACUGUUGCUGCUGCUACUGGUGGUGUUGGUGUCAUUGUGUCAUACUGUGGUGUCUCUUACCGCCACCAUAAACAACCGUAUCACUAACGAACGAAUUCAUUGCCAUACAUCUGCCUGCAGUGGAAACACAUUCAUACGUAUGUACGUACAUUUACACUUAUAGCAUACAAACGUAUCAUAGUCGACAUAAUCAUCAUCAACGUCGUCAUUAUCGUCAUCAAUAGCAGUGGAGGAGGACACCUAAAGUUGCCGAGAACCAUCGUCAUCACACCAUGGAAGAUAAUCGUAUUUUAUGGCUUAAGUGCAGCAUCGCAAAUAUGCUGGGUGUGUAUGAACCUGAAUAUGUCAAUGCUGCCAUCUAUGAAAAUCUAUAUGAUUUCAAGAGUUUUUUAAAUGACAAAUACACCAAGAACGAGGAUAUCAAUAAAAUUAUUCUAUACGUUUGGCGCACUUUCUAUGACAAGUUGGUUGAGGAGGAGAUUACCGUAUUGGAAGAGGUGCAACCAGAACUUCCACCUGAAACCGAAAAGAAAGACAAGAAAAGCAAAAAGGGAAAAGGCAAAGGUGCGACAAAAGAAAAGGAUGUCAAAGUUGGAAAACCCUCAACCAAAACCAAGGGUAAAUUAUCCUCGGCUUCAAUCAAACCUGCAGAUACAGACUCAGAACGACAGAAGGCGGGAGAAGACUCGACAAUGGGAGCUAUGGAUACAGGCAUAGAAAGUGCUACUGAAGACAUGGGAGCCGAAAGUGUAAAGAGUUCUGCUCUAUCGGGUUCCAAGAAAAGUGGCAAAGGAAAGGGCAAACGAAAGAAAAGAAAGACCUUGUUGGCACCAUCUCCAGUCUAUAUUGAAGUCAAGAAAAUUAUACCAACAUUUGUGAAGACACCAAUAUUGCAUUGCCACUUCGGGGAGUUGAAAUGUACACAUUUUGACAGCAACAUCAAAUAUAUUUAUGUGAUGCGUAAGGAAGUAAGCGGAAUACCAUUCUACACCGACAUUAAUAAAUGUUUUGCAGAAAUGUCACAGUAUUUUAUAUUCGGAACAGUUCGAGGCGCUUUAAUACACUGCAUGAGACUAGACUUGGAGAAGGUCUUUACAAAUGCUAUUGAAUUUCAAUUUCGUGAACCGAAACUAAUAGAAGGCGAACAAAUUGAAAAUUGUGAGGAACAGACAUCAACAAGUGCAUCUCGCAACACAGCCGAUUCUACAGAAGUUAAAGAAAUAGCGCCUGGUCUCCUCGAACUUUCUAAACCAUCGGAAUUUCGUUUGAAGGCUCUCAAACAAAAAAAGAAAAUGGAGAAAUUAGCUGCGGGACGAAGAUCUGAAGCACAUAAAAAAGCUCUGGGAAAAUCAAUGAAGAAAGAAGAAUCAGGCAUAAGUACUUCUCAUGACGGUGGUGGUUAUGGUGGUAGUAUUAGCGACAAUGGUGACAAUGUUGACGAGGAUGAGUAUGAGGAAAUGGACGCAGAUGAUGCAGCAAACAACAGUGUUUCUAUGGGCUCCUCAGCUGAAGAUUUGGAUGAACAGCCGGAAGUUACACUCACCAUCGGUGAACGAUGGGAAAAGCUGCUUAGCGUAACUCAUGAAAAGGUUAAACGUCAUCGUAAGGAAGCUGAAAAUGUCAUGGAAAAACGCCCACCACAUCAGGAAGCCUUUUUUAAUCAACUCAAAGAUUUCGAACAGGAAAUAGAAUGGACAAUGAGUCAUGUUGUUUGGUCAUUUAAUUUACCAACAUCGUAUGCGACUCCCGGACAAGAGCAUAUCGAAUUCGAAGAGUCCAAAGUUCGAAUUCCAAUCGACGUAAAGAAAAUCAACUUGAUACCAACAUACUCCCAAGAGCAACUAGAAGAUGUGGUAGAUGGCUGGAUAAGAUACAUGGAAAAGGCAAUUAAAACUCUAAACGAAAAGCCCUUGGAUGAAUUUACACCCAUGGCUGAAUAUCGACUAUGGCAUUUUCGCGAAACUGAACUCAACACUCUACUGGAACAGUUAAAGUCCGAUUUCGUAGUGGCUGUUUUAGAUACACUAACAUCAAAGCAAUCACAAAUUCUACAACGUUGGUCAGAAAUUCGUUCGAAAAUUAAUGAUAAAUUCCGUUUGGCAAAAGAAAAUGCUGACUACGUGGGUACCAUCACGGACUAUCUGGAGAAAAUACGCUCAUAUGAAAGUUUUAAAAUGACCACUCUCCUCAUACCCAAUGUUAUGGUGGGUCUACGACACAUAUGGACCAUGUCAAGCUAUUAUUGCCAUGACGAUAAAAUGCAGAUUUUACUCUGCCAAAUAUCCAAUGUCUUUACGGAGAAGGUUAAAAAUAUUGUAUGUUUUGAAAAAAUAUUUCGACAUACCUCAAAAUUUACAUAUGAAACGGCGACAAAUUGUGCUAACCUACUGAGAUGUUGGAAAACUGCUUAUUUAUUAAGUCGCAAACACAUCGAGGAUUCUGGAGUUGGCUCACGAUGGGAGUUUGAUCGCAAUGCCCUUUUCAACGAAGUGGAUCAUAUAUGUCGCAUUAGUCGAGAUAUUGCUUCAAUUGGACGUGUAUUUAUACAAUAUGAAAAUCUAUUUGGAAAACGUCUCAAAGGUCUGAUAAAUCAACCUGCAUUGAUCGACGAUCUCAUGCGUAAAGUGUAUCGUCUAUUGGACGAUAUGUUGAAUAGUGUUGAUUAUGAUAUUUUUCGGCCAGGCAAUUGGGAAAACUGGGAACACACUCUGAGUACAUUUAACAAACGUCUAGACGCCGUUGAAUCGGAGGCCAAACUAGUCAUCGAAAAAAGCAUAACCAUGUUGCGAUCUUCCGAUUUGGGUUUAUCAUUGAUACGAGACGUUAGACAUUUAGAUACUCGUCAAGCACUUGCCGAAUUCAUUUCAACGAAACACGAAAACUUACUCCGUUUCUUUGUAACGGAAAUCAAUGCGGUGGAAUACGAAUACAUGAACAAUAAAAAAGCUCCACCUAUUGGUAAACAUCAACCUGCUAAAAUUGGCGCCAUACAAUGGACGCGUUUAUUAAGCGCCAAAUUAAAAAUAUCUGUACUGGCAUUUAAACGUAUGGAAAAUGAACCAAAUCUAAAGAAUAGUUAUCUCAAGCGUAGUGCUUUCAAAUCCUACUUUGAAUUGGUUAAUAAAAUGUAUACUUAUGAAAAUAGUUUAUUCGAAAGCUACUGUUCCCAAGCAACUUAUAUGGUCAAUGUGGUUAUGAGAAAAAACAUCUUAACUAUACAAAUUUGCAACAAGGAUACAUUGACAUACAUAUCGGAUGCUCUGGAAACUAUUAAACUGAAAAAAGCAAAAUCUGUGGAUGUUAACGCAGACGCAUCGGCAAAUGAACAAUUUGCUCAUGCGGUUCCUACCGGUUUCAUACGUAAGAUAACCAAGUUUACCGUUAUUGCAACAAUGAUUCAGUGGUUUGUUGGCCGCAAAACCUCCGCUGAUGCCCACAUUCAGAAGGCAAUACAAUUUCUGAAACUAAUGAAAUCAGGAAAGAUGAAACCCAACGAAAAGGAUAAAUUUUGCAUCAGGCAGUGUGAAUUAUUGGUAAAGGCAUCCACCCAAGAAGGUUUACCGACAUGGCGAACUCUAGUGGGCGAACGUAUAUUAAUUGAAUUUGAAAUGCAAUUUACUGUCAACUUAACAAGAGAUAUUUUUGAGGUCAUGUUUGAAGGACAGCAAUUCGAACAUUUUGGCUUUCAAUUGCCCUCAGUAUUGCGAACUGCAAUCAUGAAAAAAGAAAUGCUAUUUAACGAUUUUGAAGCCGUUUCGACGGUCAUUAACAACUACAAUGCUCUGCUCAAUAAGCUCUCGUUAUCCGAGGUGAACUUUUUGAGGGAUCAUCUAUAUGAAACCGAAGUAGCUGUACAGGUGGGCGUCGGUCGAUACACCUGGCAGUCUUUUAACAUUAAGAAAUACUGUUCUGGUGUAAACACACUGAUGCGUAAACUUCAGUCGAUAGUUUCGCAAAUCAACUACAUACGCGAUGAUAUACGCAAUCGUAUUGACCAAAUUAAAACCUUCAAUAUAUUUGUCAUCGAAGACAGCGACAGCGCAACUGAAUCCAUCAUUCCGUUCGAUGAAGCUGAAUCACCAGAUACGAACGGCAAGAAGGCCGAGCCUGCAGAAAAUGAGACCAAGGUGGAGAUAAUACGCAUAAAAGAAUCUACGGAAUCUAUACUGAGCAAUAAGAGGGAAUGCGGCACGGGUAUUUAUCACUGCCAGGGUUAUAUGGAACGCCUGGAACAGGCUAGAACUGAGAAAUGUUCUCAUAUGAAAAGAAUCUACGAUUCCUUGGGCCCAGUUCUAAUUAAACUAGAAAGUUUAGUUUUGGGUACGUUCACGGGCCGUUCCGAAAAAAUGAGAGAUUACUAUGUCUUCUGGGAAGAGGAGACGUACAAGUGCAUUUUAGAUUUCACAUACAAGAAUCUGGAAUGUUUCUUGGAUCGUUUAACUGGUAAAGAAGCGAUGUUUGAAAUCAAUGCCGUAUUAGUUUUGUCGGAAAUCAUGUUGGAACCGACUUCAAAUGAAAUUAAGAACAUGAUUGUACAAGCAGCCAAAGAUUUUCUAGAACGAUUGAAAAUGUUUACCCGCUGGAUGGAUGGCACCUGCUUGCCUUGUUCACCUACAGAACAUUUUGCAGGCACAAAGUACACUUUUACAUAUUACGAAGAUGUCAUUAAGAUAAAAAACAUUGGCGGUCUUCUAGUCAAGGUACAAGAACUGGCAAAUCGUGUAGUUGAAGACGCAAAAAAAUGUGUCAAAAAAUUUAGAAAAUAUUACAAUCUGUGGGCAUUCGAUAAGGAAACAAUUUGUGAAAAAUAUGUGAAUCGUGGUGUGCCACUUGUACAGCUUGACGAGAAAUUUACAUUUUAUGCAAAUAUCAUGGACGAACUGCAGCAGUUGCCAAUAUACUACGAUGUCCAAUGUAUACGCAUAAAUUUAAAACCAUUACUGGACACUAUUUGCCAACAUGCUCAGCAAUGGCGUACUAAGUUGGGCGAAAAGUUGGCAGAACGAACUAUUGCCAAUAUGGAUAAAAUGCGAUUUGAAAUCAAAGUCCUUGGUGAAAAUCUAAAUAAAGCAACAAAAGAACUCAGUGAUUUCAAAUUGGUUAUGCAAACUAUUGCAACAAUUCAAUCCACAACACUCACUCGUGAAAUUGCAAUACGCGAAAUACAGGAGACCUACACAGUGCUAAGUGAGCAUAAUAUCAAUUUUAACUUUGAAGACAUGCUAAUGGCACAUCAUCUAGAAAAACGAUGGCUGCGUUUGUAUCGUUCAUCGCUGUAUCGAUUGGAUAAGUUGCAGCCGAUCAAGCAAAAAUUUGCCGAUAUGACAUCAGUGGAAAUAGCUGGCUUUUGGAAAGAGCUUCAAGAAUUUAUUACUGAUUUUGAAAAGAAUGGUCCGGGGUCAGUUGUUGCCGAUUUAGAUAGAGGCUCUAAGCUGAUGGAGUCUUAUGGACAGAAAAUUAAUGAAUUUGAUGAAAGACGACAAGAACUGGCCAACGCUGAGAAACUUUUUGAUAUGCCCAUGCAAGAUUACAAUGAGUUUUCACGUAUUAAAGACGACUACGAAGGCAUGCAAAUUGUUUACAAAUUAUACAAAAGCCAAAAGGCAGCUCGUGAGGGAUGGUCGAAAACUUUGUGGGCCGAUUUGGAUCCUUCGGUAUUGACUGAGGGUGUAGAGAGUUUUUUUAAAGAAUUUCGUAAACUAUCAAAACAGGUGCGACAACUACCAGUUGGUCAGAUGCUGGAGCUACAAAUGAAACAAUUCAAAGGCACCGUGCCACUGAUGGUGAGCUUGAAGAACGAAGCAUUGCGAGAACGUCAUUGGUUGCAAUUAAUGGAAAAAACGGGACAGUACUUUGAUAUGACACCAGAACGUUUUACCCUCGAAAAUAUGUUUGGAAUGCAGUUGCACAAAUAUCAGGAAAUUGCAGAGCAAAUCCUAAAUAAUGCCAUCAAAGAAUUGGCCAUCGAAAAGGGCGUAAAGGCAGUCGAGGACACUUGGGCCGUCAUGAACUUUAAAGUGCACAAACAUUACAAAGGCAUCGAAGAGCGUGGCUAUACUUUGGGUGCGGUCGAUGAAAUAGUUCAGGUGCUUGAUGAUAAUUCAAUGAAUCUUCAAUCGAUGGGUGCCUCACAAUUUAUUGGUCCCUUUUUAGAGACAGUGAAUCGAUGGGAACGCAACUUAGCACUUAUAUCGGAAAUCAUUGAUGAGUGGCUGGUAGUACAACGCAAAUGGCUGUAUUUGGAGGGCAUUUUUAUAGGUGGUGAUAUACGUUCUCAAUUGCCUGAAGAAGCAAAAAAAUUCGAUGACAUUGACAAGGCGUAUCGUAGGAUAAUGUUGGAUUGUGCCAAGAAUCCAUUGGUGGUUCUGUUUUGCACCAUACCCGGUAGGUUGCCAGAGAUGCAGGGGUUAAGUAUCGGCUUGGAAAAUUGUCAAAAAUCAUUAAAUGAAUAUUUGGAAUCUAAACGACGAAUAUUCCCAAGAUUUUAUUUCAUAUCGACUGACGAAUUGCUUUCCAUAUUGGGCAGCUCAGAGCCAUCAGCUGUACAACAUCACAUAAUCAAGAUGUACGAUAAUGUAAAAUCAUUACGUAUAAUCAAGGAAAGCGGCAACAUGUAUAUUGUCAAUGCUAUGAUUUCCAGUGAAGGCGAAGUUUUGGAUUUUCGUCAGAAUGUUCGCAUCCAUGGUCGUGUGGAAAAUUGGAUGAACGAUGUAUUGGAUGAAAUGCGUCGUUCGAAUCGUUAUUUGUCCAAGAAAGCCAUAUAUGAUUACGGCACUGACCUCGAAAUAACAAGACCCGAUUGGUUGAUGAAGUACCAGAGCAUGGUUGGACUGGCGGCCAGUCAGGUAUGGUGGACGGCAGAAGUUGAGGAAGUAUUUAAUCAGGCUAAAAACUUUGGAAACCUGAGAGCCAUGAAAGACUUUCUAAACAAACAAAAUUAUCAAAUGGAUGAGCUAGUUCUGAAGGUGCGAUCAGAUCUCAGCUCAAACGAUCGUAAGAAAUUCAAGACUAUAGCAACUAUAGAUGUCCAUGCCAGAGACAUCAUUGAGGGAUUUGUCAGAGACAAUAUUCUGGAUGUGGGCGAAUUUAGCUGGGAGAGCCAAUUGAGGUUCUAUUGGUUGAAGCUUUAUGACAAUUUAUUUGUUAUUCAGUGUUCUGGCCGUUUCGAUUAUGGCUAUGAGUAUUUGGGUCUGAAUUCCCGUUUGGUUAUUACACCGCUAACCGAUCGUAUUUACUUGACCAUAACCCAGGCUCUCCUCAUGAACUUGGGCGGUGCUCCUGCUGGUCCAGCUGGUACUGGUAAAACUGAAACCACUAAGGAUCUAGCCAAAGCAAUGGCUCUUCUGUGUGUUGUAACCAACUGUGGUGAAGGAAUGGAUUUCCGUGCAGUUGGCACAAUAUUAUCGGGACUUGCUCAAUGUGGUGCCUGGGGCUGUUUUGAUGAAUUCAAUCGCAUUGACAUUUCUGUAUUGAGUGUAAUAUCCACACAACUUCAGACCAUUCGUAAUGCUCUCAUACGAAAAUUACAAAGAUUUGUUUUUGAAGGUUGUGAAAUUAGAAUUGAUCGUAAGGUUGGCAUAUUUGUUACAAUGAAUCCUGGUUAUGCUGGUCGUACCGAAUUACCCGAGUCCGUUAAAGCUCUUUUCAGACCAGUAACCUGUAUCAAGCCAGAUUUGGAAUUAAUUUGUUUAAUAUCGCUGUUCUCCGAUGGAUUCCUAACGGCCAAGGUUUUGGCUAAAAAGAUGACAGUUUUGUAUGCGCUUGCCCAGGAACAAUUAUCUAAACAGUGUCAUUAUGAUUGGGGUCUACGUUCUUUAAAUUCGGUUUUACGAAUGGCUGGUGUAAUGAAACGUCAGUCUAGUGAUUUGCCAGAGGCUGUUGUGUUAAUGCGUGUUCUGCGUGAUAUGAACUUUCCUAAGUUCGUUUUUGAGGAUGUACCACUGUUCUUAGGUCUUAUUAAGGAUUUAUUUCCGGGCAUCGAUUGUCCUCGUGUAGGUUAUCCAGAUUUUAAUGCAGCAGUACGUCAUUGCCUUGUAAAUGAUGGAUUCAUUUUAUUGGCAGAUCAGGAAGACAAAGUGGUACAAAUGUAUGAAACAAUGAUGACCCGACAUUCCACUAUGAUUGUUGGCCCAACAGGUGGUGGAAAAACUGUUGUCAUAAAUACACUAAUUAAGGCCCAAACCUUUAUGGGUCUGCCAACAAAAUGCAUUACACUUAACCCCAAGGCAUGUUCCGUCAUUGAAUUGUAUGGUUAUCUUGAUCCAGACACGCGUGAUUGGGUUGAUGGGUUAUUCUCAAACAUAUUUCGAGAAAUGAAUAGACCAUUGGACCAUGAUGAACGCCGCUAUGUCUGUUUUGAUGGAGACGUUGAUGCGCUUUGGAUUGAAAACAUGAACUCAGUUAUGGAUGAUAAUAAGCUGUUGACAUUAGCAAAUGGUGAACGGAUUAGAUUGGAAAACUACUGUGCUCUCCUGUUUGAGGUUGGCAAUUUAAAUUACGCAUCGCCUGCUACAGUAUCUAGAGCUGGUAUGGUGUUUGUAGAUCCGAAAAAUUUACGCUACAGUCCGUAUUGGCAACGGUGGAUAUUAACAAGACCCGAAGCACAAAGAGAAUUGCUGCAGGACAUGUUUGAAAAGAUUAUAGCACAGGCGAUUGCAUUCAUACAUGAAGGUUUAGACGGCACAUCCCAAGGAAAUCCACUUAAAACUGUCAUUACGCAGACCGAGUUGAAUAUGGUUGCACAAUUCUGUAAUAUGUAUGAUGCCUUAUUGCCACCCUUCGAAAAACAGGAUGAUUUGGCAUUCGCAGCACCACCUCCAGUUCAAUAUGACACUGAUACACUGGAAUGUUGUUUCAUACAAUGCAUUUAUUCAUCACUGGGUGCUUGUUUAGUUGAACAUGAUCGAGAUGUAUUCGAUGAGUUUAUAAAACGGAUUUCUGGUUUUCCCUGUGUACAGGAUGCCAAAGAUACACCGGCAUCUGGAGGGCAGUUGCCUACCUGUAAACCAACAUUAUACGAAUAUUUUUAUGAUCGUCACACUUCUUGCUGGAUGGCUUGGGAGUGGGUCGUACCACAGUAUGUCCAUGAUCCAAAUAUGAAAUUUAGUGAAAUCUUAGUACCAACUGUAGAUAGUACCCGAACUGUCAGUAUAUUAAAACUUAACAGUUGUAUUAAACGACCUGUAUUGUUAGUGGGUGAAGCUGGAACCUCAAAAACUGCAAUCAUAUCACAAUAUCUACGGAAUCUCAAUAAAGACGCCAAUAUUAUAUUGAAUAUUAAUUUUUCGUCGAGAACCUCAUCCUUAGAUGUUCAACGUACCCUAGAGGCUGCUGUUGAAAAACGUACAAAAGACACAUUCGGACCACCAAUGGGAAAGAAGAUUGCUUGUUUCGUUGAUGAUAUGAAUAUGCCACAGGUUGAUGAUUAUGGGACCCAACAGCCAAUUGCUUUGUUGAAACUUUUCUUUGAACGUGGUGGCAUGUACGAUCGCGAUAAGGAUCUAAAUUGGAAGAAAUUUAAAGAUAUGACAUUCUAUGGCGCCAUGGGUUGUGCAGGUGGUGGACGGAAUGAAGUUGAUCCACGAUUCAUAUCAAUGUUCUCUGUUUACAAUAUUAUUUUUCCCAACGACGAGUCGCUCCUACAAAUUUAUAUAUCAAUUUUCAAAGGUCACCUCCAAUACGGUGAAGCAUUCAAUCCAAAACUAAUACCCAUGGCUGAUGUAAUCGUCCAAAUGACUUUACGGCUUUUCAAGAUUGUGAUUGUGGAAUUACCUCCUACACCAUCGAAAUUCCACUACAUAUUCAAUUUGAAGGAUCUGUCUCGGAUUUUUGCCGGUAUGCUACUUAUACAUUCAAAUUAUUUUAAAGAUCUUCGAGCUUUGGUACGUGUAUGGCGUAAUGAAUUUACACGCAUUAUUUGCGAUCGUCUAAUUUCGGAAACGGAUUUACAAUUGAUGAGACGCCAGGUGGAGAAUGAGAUAAGAGAAACGUUCAGUCCUGAUUUUGAGGUGGAAAGUGGAUUUGUAGAUCCCAAAACAACAACAACAACAGAAGAGACUGCCAAUUUGGAACAAUAUGGGGCCAGUGAAAAUGAACAGGAUGAAAUGACUGUCGUCACAUUGACAGAUCAUGUUAUGAGAGAUCCUUGUCUGUUUGGUGAUUUCAGAAAUGCCACAAAUGAGUCCGAGCCAAGAUAUUAUGAGGAUCUUUUAGAUUAUGAGGCUGUAUAUCAUUUGUUUAAUGAGAUUCUUGAGGAGUACCAAGAGCGCAAAGGUAAAAUGGCAUUGGUUCUUUUUGAGGACUGUUUGGAACACUUGACUAGAGUACAUCGCACAUUGAGGAUGCAUCGCGGUCAUGUUUUGCUGGUGGGUGUUGGGGGUAGUGGCAAAAAAUGUAUAACUAGACUUUCAUCAUUCACUGCUGAAUGCGAGGUUUAUGAGAUAACUGUUGCCAGAGGCUACAAUGAACAAUCAUUCCGCGAUGAUCUGAAAGUUCUCUAUACUAUGGCUGGAGUAGAGCGCAAAAAGACGGUAUUUCUUUUUACGGCUGCUCAGAUUGUUGAAGAAGGCUUUUUGGAGUUAAUUAAUAACAUCUUAACAGUGGGCCUGGUACCUGCUCUAUUCACCGAUGAAGAAAAAGAUGCCAUCAUCAAUGGAUGUCGUACAACAGCCGAGGAGAAUGGUUAUUUAGCAUCAAAGGAUUCAGUGUGGUCUUACUUCUUAGCGACAUGUGCUCAAAAUAUGCAUGUUGUAUUGUGUAUGUCACCUGCUGGCGAUGCACUCCGUAAUCGAUGUCGUAAUUUCCCCGGACUCAUUGGAAGUACAUACAUCGAUUGGGUUUUUCCAUGGCCGCAACAGGCGUUAUCUGCCGUAGCAAAGUUAUUUCUUACAGAACACGCUUUAAUUCCUUCUAACCACCGCCAAAAUAUAAUGAAGCACGUAGUUUAUGUACACAGUACAAUGCACCACUAUUCCAAGGACUAUUUACAGAAGUUAAGACGCAACAAUUACGUAACACCUAAACAUUAUUUGGAUUACAUCAGUACGUACUUGAAACUAUUAGAGGAGAAAAAUAUGUUUAUCACUAUGCAGAGGGAUCGGUUGAAGGAAGGUAUUCAUAAAAUCGACGAAGCUUCCAAGCAAAUUGAUGAACUGCGUAUUAUUGUGACCGAACAAAAACAUAAUGUGGCUAAAGCUUCUGAGGAAUGUGAACAAAUGUUGGUUGAAAUUGAAGAUGCGACUGCAAAGGCAAACGUUAAGAAGACAGAAGCUUCUGAGAAAUCUGUUGAAGUCGAAAUAAAAGGGAAGCAAAUUGCAAUUGAAAAAGAGGAGGCUGAGAUAGUUUUGGCUGAAGCUCUACCGGUGUUAGAAGAAGCUCGAAGAGCUCUGUCGGAAUUGGACAAGGCUCAAAUUACAGAAAUACGAUCAUUUGCUACACCACCGCCUCAGGUGCAGGUUGUAUGUGAGUGUGUAGCCAUAUUAAAAGGCAUCAAAGAAAUCAACUGGAAAUCGGCAAAGGGAAUGAUGUCGGACGUCAGUUUUCUCAAAAGCCUCAUGGAAAUGGACUGCGAAGCUUUGACUGGCAAACAGAUGAACCAAUGCCGCAUCCAUAUGAAAUCCCAGAAUCUCGAUGAAAUGGAAAAAAUUUCUGUUGCCGGUGCUGGCCUUUUAAAGUUUGUAAGAGCUGUCAUUGGAUUCUAUGAGGUAUACAAAGAAGUUAAACCUAAAAAGGAACGAGUCGACUUUUUGGUUCAAGAACAGGAACAGCAAAUAAAAUUGCUGAAUCAUUUGAAUAACGAAAUUUCGAAACUAGAAGCCCAAUUAGAUUCACUAAAUCACAGAUAUGCUGAAUCCAUGAAGCAAAUGAAAGCACUAACGGAAAUGAUGCAACAGGCCGAACGAAGAUUGAUUGCCUCCGAUAAAUUGAUAAGUGGCUUGAGCUCAGAACGUGUACGUUGGAGUAUUGAUUUUGAUAAUUACGGUCAGCAACUGGUGGUAAUGGUGGGACAGUGUCUUCUAUGUGCUUCUUUCCUAGCAUAUACGGGAGCGUUUUCAUGGGAAUACCGUAAAACAAUGAUGUUUGAUGACUGGUUGGAGGAUAUUAAAUGCAAUGAAAUACCCAUUCAAAUUCCAUUUCGAAUAGAUGAAAAUCUUACCACUGAUGUGGAGGUCUCUACUUGGUCAUCAGAAGGUUUACCACCCGAUGAGCUAUCGGUUCAAAAUGGCAUAUUAACAGUCAGAUCAUCUCGGUUCCCUCUGUGCAUAGAUCCUCAAUUGCAAGCAUGGACGUGGAUAAAGAGAAAAGAACAAAAAAACAAUUUGAAAAUUUUAUCUUUCAGCGACAGUGACUUCCUUAAACAUCUUGAAAUGUCCAUUAUGUAUGGCAUUCCCGUUUUAUUUGAAGAUGUGGAUGACUACAUUGACCCAGUCAUAGAUAACGUCCUGCAAAAAAAUAUUAAACUUGCCAGCGGACGAAAAUUUGUUAUUCUGGGAGACAAGGAAGUAGACUACGACCCAAAUUUCAGAUUGUAUUUAACAACUAAGUUUUCCAAUCCCAAAUUUGACCCAGCCGUCUACGCCAAGGCAAUGGUUAUAAAUUAUACUGUAACCCAAACAGGUCUGGAAGAUCAACUCCUUAGUGUCGUUGUUAGAGCCGAGAGACCGGACUUGGAAACUCAAAGAGAAACUUUAAUAGCCCGCACAAGCGAAAACAAACAGUUACUGCAGCAACUGGAAGAUUCUUUACUCAGAGAAUUGGCCACAUCUACUGGCAAUAUGUUGGACAAUGUUGAAUUAAUUGAAACGCUAGAGAACACCAAAUCCAAAGCAGCCAUCGUAAUGGAACAACUAAAACUUUCAGCCGAAACGCAAAGAGACAUUGAAAAAUUACGAGACGGUUACAGACCAGCAGCCAAAAGGGGAGCUGUUCUUUUCUUUGCACUCUCCGACAUGUCUACAGUCAACGCUAUGUAUCAGUACGCAUUAGCAGCAUACCUCGACGUAUUCACGUUCUCAUUGAGGAAAUCUGUCCCAGAUACAGUCCUCGUAAAGCGUUUAAGCAAUAUAAUCAAAACAUUAACAGAAAACAUAUAUUGUUACGGUUGCACCGGCAUAUUUGAAAAGCACAAACUUUUAUUUUCCUUUCAAAUUGCCACUAAACUCGCUCUGAGAGAUGGACUUUUAAGCCAGGCUGAAUUGGAUUUUUUUAUAAAAGGAUCGGUUUUACUAACUAAAAGCGAUCGGACGUGUCCUGCUAAGUGGCUGCCCGAAAAAAGUUGGGAAGAUAUAUUAAGGUUGUCUGCAGACUUUCCUGAUCCAUUUGACAAUUUGCCGGAUCAUUUUUUAAAAUUUACAAAAGAAUGGAAAGAGUGGUAUGAUUUGGAAAAUCCUGAAGAAGUCUCUUGUCCGGGUGAAUUCAAUAUAAAUUGCAGUCCAUUUCAGAAAUUAAUGUUUUUACGGUGUUUCCGUGUUGAUCGAAUUUUCCGUUCGAUAAAUCAGUAUAUUGUCGACACCAUGGAUGAGUUCUUUAUAAUGCCACCCGUUGUAAGUUUUGCAGCCAUAUACGAACAAACAACAUGUUACAUUCCAGUGUGUUUUAUAUUGAGUGCUGGCUCGGAUCCUACAAAUGAUUUAAUGAAAUUGGCGGAACAAGUUGGCGGUGGUUUGGGUAACUUUUGCCACAUAUCAUUGGGACAGGGACAGGAAAAGGCCGCUAUGAGUUUAUUAGAUAAAUCUAUACGACAAGGGAUGUGGUUAAUGUUACAAAAUGGACAUUUGUUGAUUAGUUUUGUACGGCAAUUGGAAAAAUACUUGGAGAAGGUUGAUUCACCACAUCCUGACUUUCGAUUAUGGAUUACAACUGAUGCCAGUGACAGUUUUCCAAUUGGCAUAUUGCAAAAAUCUUUAAAAGUUGUAACAGAACCUCCAAAUGGUUUAAAGUUAAAUUUACGUUCAACAUUCUUUAAACUCCGUCAAGAUCGUUUGGAAAGUUGUACACAUCGAGCAUUUCUGCCGCUGGUUUAUGUCUUGUCCUUCUUUCAUGGUGUAGUUCAAGAAAGAAGGAAAUACGAUAAAUUAGGAUGGAACAUUUGUUACGAUUUUAAUGAAUCCGAUUUCAAUGUAUGUUUGGAAAUAUUGCAAACAUAUCUAAACCGAAUCAAUGGCGAUAAAGUGCCAUGGAACAGUCUAAAGUAUUUAAUUGGAGAGGUCAUGUAUGGAGGACGUGUUAUUGAUGAUUUCGAUCGUCGAAUUACUAGGACUUACAUGGACGAGUACAUGGGUGAUUUCUUGUUCGAUUCAUUUCAACCAUUUCAUUUCUAUAAGGAUGAAAAUACCGACUAUUGCCUUCCCAGCGACGAUGUUGUAUUGAAAGAAGAUUUUAUCUCUCAUAUUGAUAAAUUACCGUUAGUAAAUAAGCCAGAUGUCUUUGGUUUACACCCAAAUGCGGAAAUCGGAUAUUAUACUCAAGCUACGAGAAGUAUAUGGAAUUCUCUAAUUGAAUUACAACCUCAAACUGGUGAUACUUCUGGAGGCAUAAGUCGUGACGAAUUUAUUGAUAAUGUGGCAUCCGAUAUUUUGGAAAAAUUGCCAGUGGCAUUUGAAACAUGGCGUGUGAAAAAACAAAUUCAAAUGAGUUUAACGCCAACUGGUGUCGUUCUCCUUCAAGAGUUAGAUCGUUUCAAUUUGUUGGUUCUACGAAUUAAAAACACUCUCGAAUUACUUAGGAAGGCUAUUGCAGGCGAAAUUGGGAUGGACAAUAUUUUGGAUAAUAUUGCAAAUUCAUUAUUCAAUGGUUUGUUACCUAGUGACUGGCGAAAAUUGGCUCCAGCCACGUGUAAACAAUUGGGUGCAUGGAUGGAACACUUACAGCGGCGUGCAACACAAUUCAAGUAUUGGUCAAUGUCUGGUGAACCAUUGGUAAUGUGGCUAUCUGGUUUACACAUUCCACAAAGUUACUUAACUGCUUUGAUUCAAGUAGCCUGUCGUAAAAAUGGAUGGCCACUGGAUAAAUCACAAAUGUACACCUGUGUUACAAAAUUUAUUGACCCAGAUGAUAUUGAAGAAAGGCCAACUACGGGUUGUUACAUAACGGGUCUUUAUAUAGAAGGAGCUCGAUGGGAUUUAGAGCGUAUGCAACUGGAUCGUUCACAUCCUAAAAUUUUAGUGGAAGAAUUACCAAUAUUGUCGGUUGUGCCUAUAGAGUCUCAUCGACUUAAACUGCAGAAUACUUUUCGUGCGCCAGUUUACACCACUUCCCUCAGACGUAAUGCAAUGGGUGUUGGACUUGUAUUUGAAGCGGAUCUUCUCACCUCAGAGGAUUUGAGUCAUUGGGUUUUACAAGGCGUUUGUUUGACUCUAAAUAAAGACUGAUUUUAUUGAUUUAUAAUACCAUCAGAUUAAAAAAGACAUAGUAUUUAUUUUAAAUGAAUGAAUGAAUGUAGUAUAAAUAUAGAAUGUCCUUGCUAUAGAAUUAUGUACAUACAUAUAUCGGUAAGAACAAUCAUGGAACUAUUAACUAAUAAAUGCAUUUAUAUGUGUAUGUAUGUAAAUCUCCCCGAAAAGAACCAAACAAAUAAUUUUCAAAUAUGAUAAUUAACUAACUUCAAAGUUAUCAAAGAUAUUAAUAAGUAUUUAUCAAAUUUUCAGUUUCAAUAACACAAUAAAUCUAACACUAAUGUUUCACUAAAUUGUAAGAUUGAGGUAAUAGAAAUAAAUUAAAAAAAUAUAAAACAGGAAACAGUAAUACAAAAAUAAC